This is a messenger RNA of Gordionus sp. m RMFG-2023, 869 nucleotides long. RefSeq lists its product as uncharacterized. The transcript has 3 exons. Gene Ontology annotation, cellular component: BORC complex; synaptic vesicle membrane; cytoplasmic side of lysosomal membrane. The record is from RefSeq and is a predicted model, not a curated record. Bases 56 to 829 code for a protein of 257 amino acids. Lineage: Eukaryota; Metazoa; Nematomorpha; Gordioida; Chordodea; Parachordodidae. Gene Ontology annotation, biological process: positive regulation of anterograde synaptic vesicle transport; organelle transport along microtubule; lysosome localization.
UUUAGCCUUCAAUUCAAUUUUCUAAUAUUCAUAUUUUAUUUAAUUGUUCUAUUUAAUGGGUAUAGACCAUAGUACAUUGCCAGAUAUGACUAGAUUUGGUAAAAAAAUAAAUCAAGAAAGCAGACAGGAUUCCAUAUCAAGUGGUAAUAUAAGUCCGCUUAGUGGUGAAAUGCCAUAUUAUUCAUAUUUUGCUGGAAAGCCGAUUGGGAAUGACUCAAAAAUGCUAUGUGGGCCUGUGGUUCCUAAUUCAAAGCUCAUAACAUAUAGUAAAUCCAUAAAUUUUCCUCAUAUAAAAGAUAUCAAAAAUGAAUCUCAAAUGCUUUCACUUCCAGAAAAAAUAACAAUUGUUUCACUUGGAGUGAAAGAAAAAUCUAUUGAUAAUGAUGAAUACAUUCAAAGAUUAUCUCAAAUUUCAUUAAACUAUCCUAUUUUGAAAUCAUUCUUGAACUAUUCUAAUGAUAAAAAAGUCAGCAAUGAAAAAAUUGCAUUAACCACCAAAAAUCUUACAAACAGGGUUGAUGACUUAUGUGAUAGUAUACAAUCUCACCUUAACCAAAUCGUGUCUCCUGUAAUGCAAGCUCAAGCCCAAUUAAAUCCUAAGAUAAUUAACUUAAACGACUCAUUAUCUGUUUUAACUACCGCACUUACCACUAAAAAUAAGACUUUAGAUGGACUCUGCGAAACCUUUUUUAAUGAUUCCUCCAUUUUCGAUCUUUCGACCUUUGUCAAAAUUCGUUCCGAUAUAACUCAUAUUACUCAAAUUAUGGCUGAUCUGAAUUCUAAACUUCCAGCUGAAUUUAAAUUACCAGAUUUUGACGAAAACAGCUGAUGUCUCAUUUUAUAUAUAUUAAUGAUAUUUAAAUAGUUAU